This is a messenger RNA of Heterobilharzia americana, 1191 nucleotides long. The record is from the annotation of a GenBank genome assembly. Lineage: Eukaryota; Metazoa; Platyhelminthes; Trematoda; Strigeidida; Schistosomatidae.
UUCAGGAAGUAUAAAUCAUGUGCAGACCAAAUUGCAACGCUACACUACGCACCAUCAUAUAACAGAGUAUAGAAUGGCAGUCAACUCUACACCUCAACUUUAUUGACUUUGAGAAGGCCUUUGACAGCGUCAACCGAGAAGUAAUUUGGAAACUGCUUCAAUACUACGGAAUACCGCAAACCUUUAUCAGCCUCAUUCAACAGCUGGCUAUAUGAAGAUGCCACAUGCCAAGUAAUUCACAAUGGGAAGCUCAGUGAUGCCUUUGAAGUGAAGACAGGAGUGAAACAAGGUUGCCUACUAUCUCCCAUGAUAUUCCUGAUUGUGGUCGACUGGACUGGAUCAUGCAGCAAACAGUGGGGAGCUGUGAGAAGAGGGGGAUACGCUGGCUGGACUGCAGAAAAGAACCUAGAAGAUCUGGAUUUCGCCAGUGAUGACUUGUGCCUGAUGUCACACAAACUUGAAGAUCUACAGACGAAAGCUAACAAGUUGUCAGAUGAGGCAGCGAAAACGGGACUUCAAGUGAAUAUAGAGAAGACAGAAGUGAUGAAGAUACCGCACCAACAACUCCAACGACAACAACAACAAACUCCAAUCACCAUCAACGGGAGAAACUCAAAGGAAGCAACCUCCUUCACCUAUCUAGACAGCACUGUUUCAACUACAGGCGACACAGGCACAGACGAGGAUGUCAAAGUCAGCCAGGAUCGGGAAAGCAAGACAGGCGUUCAUUAGCCUGAAACCAGUGUGGAGAUCUUCUGCACUCAGCAUGAUGCGUGAACAAGAUCCGGAUUUUCAACACCAACUUCAGUCAAGUCAGUGCUCCUGUAUGGCUGAGAGACUCGGCGCGUUACGAAAGGGAUUUCCAACAAACUACAGACAUUCGUCAAGAACUUUCUACGCUGUCUCGAUACUGAAGAUCAGAUGGCCAGAAAGAAUAAGCAACAAGGAGCUCUGGGAACGAACCAACCAAGAACCUAUCACCCAACAAAUAUGUAGAAGGAAGUGGAGAUGGAUUGGGCAUGCACUGAGAAGGCCGACUGGAGACAUCACGCGCCAGGUCAGGUUGUCGAGUGGAACCCAGAUGGGAAGCGACGAGUUGGGUGUCCGAGGUGAGGGUGACAUGGAGGAGAUCGUGCGAGGAGGAAAUGAGAGCUUGCGGGCUGUCGUGGAGCCAGGUUGAAAAGAUUUCAG